CGGUUUCGAUUUUAAAUCAAAAUUGACGAAUAAAUGUAAAAGGAAGUCCGGCAAUAAGAAAACCUGUGAACGUCAAACGGUAUAUGUAACUGUUUGUUAUCUGGUCAACUUGGGGUCAAAGGUUACACGCAUGACAGGAAGCUCAAAUCAUUGCCCUGGUUCAAAAUGGCGCAGCCGGCCUCUGGAAGUGAAACUGUCUUGGGACAAAAGUGGGAUCAGUGCAUCUCCGACACGUUACUGAAAGUUGGUGGUGGUCUUGGAGUUGGAAUCGUUUUUUCAGUUUUUCUAUUCAAAAGAAAACUAUGGCCAAUCCACAUGGGUGGAGGUAUCGGUCUCGGAAUGGGUCUUGCCAACUGCAGUCAUGCCUUCAAGGAUCCGUACAAUGUGCAAGGAACGAUAGCAAAGGUGGUCAAAGAGGCGCCGAAGGAGUCCAGCCCUAAAGAAGAAAUAACAAUAAUCAGAACGGAGGAGGCGCCUAAAUCAUAAAAAUAUGUAUAUAUUUAGGGUUUUUAAUGCAAAUUCUGAAAAAUUGCUAGUAUUCAACUAUUUCUGUUUGUUGUUUUACUGUUGGACUUUUUGAGAGCUGAGUAGUGUGCUGUGCUGACCUUUAACAAAGUUUGGGUAACAUACAGCAUCUUAUAUAAUCUACAGUUUUGUAAGAUGCAACUUUUGGUGAUGAAUGGUUAAUUUUUAUCUUAUCUAAUGUGAUUGCAGACAGCUCCUUACAGCUCAUAAAAGUUGAUAUGUUUGUUAAUUUGUAUGAUAGAUUUUCAUUGAAAUUAUUUAGUAUGAGGUGUUAACCCUAAAUCUGUAGCUUACCCAAGAUCCCACUAUACGCCAUAUUUUCAAGUAACUUGGGUUUUGGUUUUAAGCUGCGUCAUCAGGGGGUAACCGUGUUUUAGCCCCAGGAGUAGGUGGCAAUAUGCCCUUGGGGGCAGUUGAUUUAGGUCGACAGCCUAAAUCAUUUAAGGGUAGCCCUCACAUUGAAGUUACCUUCUGGCCUGGUGAUGUCGGGCAAUUUUCAUUGAAAAGAAAUGAGUUGUGUAUUCAAGAAAUGAAUGAUUUGAAAGUAAAGAUGGCUGACUCUUCCAUGUGUGUAGUCAAGUGGGAACUACCUUUAGACUUAUUUCAAGUCUAUAAAAAUUGGUGUAAAUAGAUACAUAAACAUACAUACAUGCUUUCUAAUAACCCACCUUUGUUGUUUUCAAAAGAUUUAACACUUAAUUGCCAUCAGUAAAACCUAGGGGAUACAUACAAACAUAAAGCUGAAGUUGAAAUACCGUAUUUUUAAGAUUGAAAUGUCCUUAAACAACUGGAUGGUGGUUCUGCAAGAAGGAACUAUUUGCUAAAAUUGUUUUAUUUAAUUAUUAUGAAAGUUCCUUAUUCUUGGAUUGACCGGCUUCAUAUUGCAACAAAAUUAUUAGUCGCCAAAUGUUGAUUUUUAAAAAGUGAUAACGCAGAACUACGUUUUGCUGAUUAAUUGUAUACUUUGCUUCAUUUGGAGGAUGAAAAUAAACAUUGAAUUGCUUAGCAUUUAAGAAUUA
Messenger RNA from Asterias rubens (European starfish), 1544 nucleotides. RefSeq names its product MICOS complex subunit Mic10-like. Gene Ontology annotation, cellular component: MICOS complex; mitochondrion; mitochondrial inner membrane. NCBI's taxonomy places the organism in Eukaryota, Metazoa, Echinodermata, Asteroidea, Forcipulatida, Asteriidae. The transcript has 5 exons. The record is from RefSeq and is a predicted model, not a curated record. Bases 166 to 486 code for a protein of 106 amino acids.